GGGUACGACAUAUUUGAAUAUUAUUAUUACCCUCUAUUCCUUUCUUGCUCAUCAAUCAUUUUUCUAUAUAUAUAAACACACAAUUCUCUUCAAGGCAAUUAAGAGAAUUUAUUCAUUUUAUUUCAAUUAAAGCUAGCGAUGAAGAUUACAUGGGAAUCUCUAGUACCUAGCUGUUGUAUAUCGGAAAAUCCAAAGCCAAAGCCAAAGCAAUCAAAAUUAGUAACAAAACAAAGUUCAUUUCAUCGGAUUUCAGUUUCAGAUUUCAGUGGUUCAGAAGAUUUAUCAAUAUCAUUAGCUGGUUCAAAUCUUCAUAUUUUCAGUGUUCAAGAAUUGAAAGUGAUUACUCAGAAUUUUUCGUCGAGUAAUUUUCUAGGGGAGGGAGGUUUUGGACCAGUUCAUAAAGGUUUUAUUGAUGAUAAACUUAGACCUGGUCUAAAAGCUCAACCUGUUGCUGUAAAGCUUUUAGAUUUAGAUGGCACUCAAGGUCAUCGAGAAUGGCUGACAGAAGUGAUAUUUUUGGGGCAAUUGAGACAUCCACAUCUGGUGAAGUUGAUUGGAUAUUGUUGUGAAGAGGAACACAGGCUGUUGGCCUAUGAAUAUAUGCCCAGAGGCAGCUUGGAGAAUCAACUUUUUCGAAGAUAUUCUGUAUCACUUCCAUGGUCGACACGGAUGAAAAUAGCACUUGGAGCUGCAAAAGGCUUAGCUUUCCUCCAUGAAGCUGAAAAACCAGUCAUAUAUCGUGAUUUCAAGGCUUCAAACAUCUUGUUAGACUCCGAUUACAAUGCUAAACUGUCAGAUUUUGGACUUGCAAAAGAUGGGCCAGAAGGAGAUGACACACACGUCUCCACCCGAGUCAUGGGAACGCAAGGCUACGCUGCUCCUGAAUACCUCAUGACCGGUCAUUUGACAGCAGCAAGUGAUGUAUACAGUUUCGGAGUAGUAUUACUGGAGCUUCUAACUGGGAGAAGAUCGGUAGAUAAAAGUCGUCCAAACAGAGAACAAAAUUUAGCAGAUUGGGCAAGACCUCAAUUGAAAGAUGCGCGUAAACUAGGUAGAAUAAUUGAUCCAAGAUUAGAAGGUUUAUAUUCAGAAGAAGGGGUUCAAAAAGCAGCAUUAGUAGCUUACCAAUGCUUAAGCCAUAGGCCAAAAGCUAGACCAGAUAUGAGUACAGUUGUCAAAACACUUGAAACAUUGAAGGAUUAUAAGGAUAUUUCAACCAUGACAUUUGUGUAUAUAGCUCCAGUUGAUCAACACAAACAAAGUCCUCAAAAGGAAUUAGUCAACAAAAGAAAUACUAAUUCUCAUCAUCAUACAAAAAGUCCACAUAAGAAAUUAACUCCAAAUUCACCAUUGCACAAUGAUUUCCAUAGAGCUUAAACAAUUGUAUACAUCCAC
This is a messenger RNA of Solanum verrucosum, 1395 nucleotides long. RefSeq names its product serine/threonine-protein kinase RIPK-like. The transcript is spliced from 5 exons. Gene Ontology annotation, molecular function: protein kinase activity; ATP binding. NCBI's taxonomy places the organism in Eukaryota, Viridiplantae, Streptophyta, Magnoliopsida, Solanales, Solanaceae. The record is from RefSeq and is a predicted model, not a curated record. Bases 139 to 1377 code for a protein of 412 amino acids. Gene Ontology annotation, biological process: protein phosphorylation.